AUGUCUUUUCAAUCUGUCAGAGCUUCUCAGAUCUUCGAUUCUCGAGGCAACCCAACAGUUGAGGUAGUAGUUGAAACUCUUCAAGGUCGAUUCGUAGCCGGAGUUCCCUCAGGCGCUUCGACCGGAAGUCACGAAGCAGUUGAGCUCCGUGAUAAAGGAGAUGCUUAUGGCGGCAAAGGCGUCUCGAAAGCCGUCAAAGCCGUAAACGAGGUCUUGGGGCCGGCUUUAAUUCAAUCCGGCAUCAAGGCUUCCGAGCAGGCUAAAAUCGACCAGUUGCUGAUACAGCUUGACGGUACCGACAACAAGAGCAAAUACGGCGCCAAUGCAAUUCUAGGCAUUUCCAUGGCUGCUGCACGAGCAGGCGCUGCUGAAAAGGGCUUGGAACUAUUUGAACAUUUGGCGGACUUAACCUUCCCUCAACGUGACAAAGCUAAACCUUACGUACUGCCUGUUCCUUGCACCAAUCAGCUCAAUGGUGGUGUACAUGCAGGAAAUCAGCUUGCUCCUCAAGAGUUCAUGGUACUUCCAACGGGGGCUACUUCGUUUGAGGAGGCGAUGCGUAUUGUGACGGAAUGUUACCAUUCGUUGAAAUCGGUAAUCACUGAGAAAUUUGGCCUCGCAGGAACUGGUAUCGGUGACGAGGGAGGCUUUGCUCCGCCGGUUGAUUCGAUUGAUCAAGCUCUGGACCUCUUGGUGGAGGCAAGCGCCAAAGCUGGCCACUCGAACAAUGUUCAUUUUGCCAUUGACCCCGCCUCCUCAGAGUUCUUUAAAGACGGUGUGUACGACCUGGACUUCAAGUCUACCGAUCAACUUGAAACCCAUCGAUGCCUAUCUCCAGACCAGAUGGCAAGUCUGUACAAUGAUCUUAUCUCGAAAUAUCCAUUGAUACUUCUGGAAGACCCGUUUGCCGAAGAUGAUUGGGAUAGCUGGACAAAGUUUAUGGAAAAGAUUAAUGGAAGGAUUGAGGUGGUAGGAGACGACCUUCUGUGCACUCAAGUCAGCAGGGUAAAAAUGGCCAAGAAAGCAUCAGCGUGUGAUGGCCUUCUUCUAAAGAUCAACCAAUGCGGUACUAUUAGCGAAGCGAUUGAAGCUGCCCAGACCGCUUAUAGCUAUGGUUGGUCUGUUUUUGUAUCUCAUCGUAGUGGUGAGACCAUUGACGAUUUCAUUGGUGAUAUCGUAGUAGGUCUGCAAACUGGACAUAUCAAGUCUGGGGCGCCUUGCCGAGGCGAGAGGUUGGCCAAAUAUAAUCGCUUGCUCCAAAUUGAGCGACUUCUCAAAGAGCGUGGCCAUCCUGUUCGGUAUGCAGGAGUGGAUUUCAGGCGGGCGGCUACCUGGUAG
Messenger RNA from Cryptococcus deneoformans JEC21, 1338 nucleotides. RefSeq names its product enolase 1, putative. Gene Ontology annotation, molecular function: magnesium ion binding; phosphopyruvate hydratase activity. Gene Ontology annotation, biological process: glycolytic process. The record is from RefSeq and is a predicted model, not a curated record. Gene Ontology annotation, cellular component: phosphopyruvate hydratase complex. The transcript is spliced from 9 exons. Bases 1 to 1338 code for a protein of 445 amino acids. NCBI's taxonomy places the organism in Eukaryota, Fungi, Basidiomycota, Tremellomycetes, Tremellales, Cryptococcaceae.